This is a messenger RNA of Carcharodon carcharias (great white shark), 1645 nucleotides long. RefSeq names its product RNA polymerase I subunit E (gene polr1e). Gene Ontology annotation, cellular component: RNA polymerase I complex. The record is from RefSeq and is a predicted model, not a curated record. NCBI's taxonomy places the organism in Eukaryota, Metazoa, Chordata, Chondrichthyes, Lamniformes, Lamnidae. Gene Ontology annotation, biological process: nucleolar large rRNA transcription by RNA polymerase I; RNA polymerase I preinitiation complex assembly; transcription elongation by RNA polymerase I. Bases 399 to 1400 code for a protein of 333 amino acids. The transcript is spliced from 13 exons. Gene Ontology annotation, molecular function: DNA binding.
CUGGGCCUGUUGGGUCCUGUGUUAGAAUCAGCGGCGUGUUUGUAGUGGUUGUGGCGAUGGCGGUGGUCGGUGUGUGGAAGUACAGACCUUCAGCGGAUUCAGUUUUCCAAUGGGAAGCUCACAAAUUCAGAAAAUGUAGAAUUUCAGCUGCACAAAAAUAUACACAAAAAUAACCCCCGGAAGAAGAAUCAGCUUAUCAUGUCUGCUGAGACAGAUAGAUUGACGUACGUUGGAAAUAAUUUUGGAUUGAGUGCCCUGAAGUGUAACUCACUGUGCAAAUCUGCUAUGGAAUUGCUUACAUUGAGUUGGAAGAUACAGUAUUUCAUAACUAUAUGGCUAUUCUCAACAAAGUGUGUCAGGGAAAGUGUUGCAUUAAGUGUGGCAGGAUCAUGUGCUAGAUGUAUUUUGUUGGUGUGCUAAAUAAAAGAACUGGGAAAAUGGAGGUGCACGAUGCUCAGCUGUUCAACAUGCAACCCUUCUUUCCUGGUGAAUCUGCUACAGAAGGAGAUCCCAAUGAAAAAAACACCUCUUACAGGGAGAAGGUGGAUUCCCUCAUUGAGGCCUUUGGUACUAACAAGCAGAAACGUGCCUUGAGCUCUCGCAGACUGAAUCGGGUUGGGAAUGAGACUUUGCAGGAAGCUGUGGCCAAAGCAGCAGAAAAUAUAAUUGAAAAGAAAGGAAUAACAGCUUUAACUAGUGAGGCAACGCAGUUCGAGUCUCAGGACCAAUCGACUUUUCUUCCUCCCUGUCAUGCUGAUGCACAUAAGCCUGAGGAUGUUUAUAAGUUUGAGGACCUCAUCUCACCUACUGAGUUUCAAGCAAUCGAAGCACACUGUGCACUGAAAAUUAGCACUGCAGAAGAAAUUUGUAAACUGGCACAAACUGGCAACUAUUCCUCCUUUGUCCUGGAAUCAUUGAAAUCCUUACCUCAGGAUGAGAAAAGUCGUGAUUAUAAGUGUCAUUGCCUGUUUUAUGUACACACUCUGAUCAGAUUGCACAAUUUAAAAAACCACGAAUUGAAGCACAAAGGUUCCCUUGGGAGUGAUGUUGCGGAUGUUGUAAAAAACAGUUUGAUGAAAAAUUUCACAGUCCUGACUUACGACAAUGGACGUAUAAAAAAUGUAAUGCCAUCCUCCAUGAAAGCUAAGAUAGUGGCAUACAUUAUUGCACUGGCUUUACACAUCAACAGUUUUCAAACUGACCUCACGUAUCUACAACGGGACUUAAAAAUCAGUGAAAAUAGAAUUUUGGACAUUGCAAGAGCGAUGGGUUUAAAUAUUGCAAAGAAAAAGGUGGAUAUUCCGGGCAGUACUGCAGAGGAUCAUAAAAUAGCAACACUCUCAUUACCAUUGGCUGUGCGAAGUAAACUUCAAGGUCGCAAAAGGAAGAAAACAUUGUAAACAGAGACACAUAGCCAAAUGUCAAAUCAGCUUUUGAGUCCACAAAGGCAUAUGCAUGAAGAAUCUCCAACAAGAAGUACAUUAUCUGGUAUGAAGAGUUGGCAAAUACUUCAAAUAUGCUUUAAAUAGGAGGACCCAGGUACCAUGACAGUGUGAUUGAAAUGUAAUAGAUAUUUUGAACUAUGAGUUAAUAAGUGACUGUUAAGAUAUGUCUGUUUUCUUAAUUAAACUUCAAAAUACAGUCA